Letharia columbiana is the source of this 984-nucleotide messenger RNA. RefSeq lists its product as uncharacterized. The record is from RefSeq and is a predicted model, not a curated record. The transcript has 2 exons. NCBI's taxonomy places the organism in Eukaryota, Fungi, Ascomycota, Lecanoromycetes, Lecanorales, Parmeliaceae. The coding region runs from base 1 to 984 and encodes 327 amino acids.
AUGUUCAUGAAGACUUUCCUCCUCUUAGCCUUAGGCGUUCAAGCUCUAUCCCUUCCCGGUACCGACGAAGCCCUCGAAAAACGCUCUUCUCGCGCCUGGAUCGGCUCUUUCGACAGCGACGACACAACCUGUUCCAAUACCUCCGUGUUCCAAGACAACUCAGCAUUGCCCCAUGCCGCAUGCGUGCCAUUUCGGCUCCAGGGCGGUAGAGUGGGCGGCCGCUGGGGCAGUGGUAAACAUGAGAUCAACGUCAUACAGGCUUUCGAGGACACUGGUUGUCAGGAAGCCCAAGUGAGCUUUACCAGGAUUGGGGCAGAGAAGGGCUUUUGUGUGGACUCCAGUAUGUGGGACUGUGAAGGGGGGCUGGACAGUAAGCGUGAAGGUGUUUUCUAUGUCCAUUCCCUGCAUGGACUGAAAUACUCUGGAUCCGGUUAUACCGACACUGAGGUCGAUGCCUAUACUGAUGCCGAUAGCUAUGCCCAUACUGAUGGCGACACCGACACCGACACCGAGAACUCUAGCAUAGAUGACCCAUGGCCUAAGGCUACGAUUAGGCUGGCACACUUCUCUGUCAAAGAGUACCUGGUCUCGGACAGCAUCCGGCAUGGAUCCGCAAUUGACUUUGGCCUACAAGAGAUUGACUCCAACGAAUCUAUGGCUGAAGAUUGUCUUGCAUACCUUCUAUACUUUAUCAAACUAGAAGUUCUGACAUCCGUGAGCCUUAGAGAGUACCCUCUAGCUCAAUAUGCCAUGGCAUAUUGGUUUGAACAUGUUCGAAUCGCCCAGAGCAGCACGAGCUCAGCGCUUCCGCUCGCUCAAGAGCUGUAUUUGUCAAAGAAAGACUCGCUCGUCAAAUGGAUUCGGCUCUAUGAUGCGGACCCCCCUGGCCACUGGGGACCAAUCCGUAUCCUAAGCUCGAGGGAAGAAUCGCAACACAUUGGUCUUCCAAUGUACUAUGCAUCAUUGCUUGGCCUGCUCGGGUGA